CAGGCGCGCGCUCACAUAGGUGACAAGGAGGGCGCGAGGAGAGAGAGGAGAAGUUUGAGGAGAAGUGAGGAGGUAAAGAGUGAGAGAGGUUAAAGACUCUGAAGGAGGUAAAGAAUCUGCACUUUCACAGGUGAGUUUGUCUUCUCUUCAGCUUCACGCGCUCAGGUGAUUUUACCUGUAAAGAGAGACAGCAACGUGACGCAGCGUCAGAGAGGUUGGUGUUGAAUCGACCAAUCACCUGCCUCCUGUGUGACCUCAUUGAUCCGUCCUGGAUUAUUGAACCUGAUUGGACCAAAGAUCAACGAGGCGAUAAAAACCUGCAUCGUCUGAUUGAGCUGAUUUAAAUUAGUCUGCAGAUUCGUUACAAAGACCGUGAUUAAUCGGACAAAAAGAGAGACUCUCUCUGAUUGGUCUGUGGGUCAUUCAAGAAAAAAAAAAGAGGCAAACAAUGGCGGCGUCAGAACUGAUCCAAGACGACGACGACAACCGUCCUCAUUUGGAAGUCGCAACAGUGACGCCCCCCACGCCACCCAGUCCUCCGAGGCUCUCCAACGGUAACCCGCCUCGCCACACCUCCUCGCCACCUCCGCCCACAGAGACCCACGAAGGCAAGAAAGAGGAACGCAGCAAACUGAGCGGCCUGUUCCAGCAGAACCAGCUGAUCCACUCGCUGAGCAGGGGACUCAGGAAACACUGCGACUACAUCAAGAUCAGCGUGCCCGAAGAACGAGCCGACCGCCUCCCCUCCGAGUGGUGGAAGACGGGCGUGGCCUUCCUCUACGCCUUGUUCAACCUGGUCUUCACCACCGUCAUCAUCACCGUCGUCCACGAGAGGGUGCCGGACAAGUCGGUGAGCCCGCCGCUGCCAGACAAGUUCUUUGACUACGUGGACCGGGUGCCCUGGGCGUUCACCGUCACCGAGGUCAACGGGCUGAUCCUCAGCGGACUGUGGCUCGUCCAGUGGCUCUUCCUCAAACACAAGUCUAUAGUUCUUCGUCGCUGUUUCUUCCUGAUCGGGACUCUCUACAUGUAUCGCUGCGUCACCAUGUACAUCACCACCCUGCCUGUGCCGGGGAAACACAUGGUGUGCGCUCCCAAGCUCUACAACGACUCGACGGGGAAAAUCUGGAGGAUUCUACAGCUGAUUUCAGGAGGAGGUUUGUCUCUUACCGGCUCUCACCUGAUGUGUGGUGACUUCCUGUACAGCGGCCACACCGUCAUGUGUACGCUGUCCUACCUCUUCAUCAAAGAGUACUCUCCGCGCUGGAUGUGGUGGUAUCAUUGGCUCUGCUGGCUGCUCAGCGCCUCCGGAGUCCUCUGCAUCCUGAUUGGUCACGAGCACUACAGCAUCGACGUGUUGAUCGGAUACUUUGCCACCACCAGGACCUUCUGGUGGUACCACACUAUGGCCAAUACACAUGCGCUUCGUCAAGCUUCAAACAACUACUUGUCGCAGACCUGGUGGAACCCGAUCUUUAACUUUCUUGAGCGGAACGUUCAGACGCCAGUUCCCAUCGUGUUCUCGUGGCCUGUUAACCUGCCGUCCUCCUGCAGACAGCGAUACAAGAUAGUGGAGGGGGGCAGGGACGAGUGAGCAGCGGGACACCUGACUGCUGUUUGAAUGGACGAACAGGAUCUGUCUUCUCACUGAGGACACACAGAGGAGGACAAAGGAUGAAUCGUUUACAGUGCAUCAUCACCUGUCAUUUAUAAAUCAUAUAAUCACCUACAUAGUGACAAUGCUGUAAGACUUCUACUUCAGUCUGAAGAGUUACCUGUGAAACGUCACAGGAACGUCACUACAUGUUGAAAUAACUGUUGAGUUAAAGCCAAACCUUCGAAAACAAGUUUCACUUCACUACCCGAUGUUACACGCCAACCAGCUGCCAAAUUAUCUAAGAACCACAUAUUUAUCUGUAAUACAAGUUGUUUUAUGAGCGUUUAAAAUGAACAUCAACAUCAAACCAUUUCUCUCUGAGCGAUGGAGUGAUAUUUGUGCUUUUAAGUUUGAUACAGCUAACAAAGUAAAACAUAAAAAACUUUUAAAAGUACCAUUCAGUCUAAGAAAUAAAAUACAGCGUAUUCAAACAAAAAACAUGAGACUACAAUUUAAAGGAGCAAUAUGUAACUCUGACACCUAGUGUUUAAAAAUGGGUACUGCAGUCUAAAUUCAAAACAUUGGACACCCUCCUGCCGCAGAAACGCAGGAGCCUCAUUGGUCAACACAGCUGUCAAUCAUGGCAUUGUAUACCUAUUAAGAGCAUCAUAAAACUCGAAAAGCAACCUUUAUUUUCAUUUUCAAGUUUGACCCAUGUCCCAUUUGUUUUCACUGAGGAGGCGGAGCUUAUGACCUACACUGCAGCCAGUCAGAAGGGGGGGGGGGGGGCAAAUGUUUUGGCUUCACUGUCCAAGAGCGGUUCUAUCGUCCAUUUUCUCACACAGUCUAUGGCAUUCAGCAUAUUGCUUUAGUGAGUAAAUUAUAACUUCAGAGAAAUGUGUUAAGCAACAUCUGUAAAUGAGAAAAUCGUCUAAUGAUUCAUAGAGAAGCUAGAGGGUGAGGAGCAAAGCUACCAUGCUAGCUACUUGUCAUUCUCAGGGCUAACCUUUCAGAGUCUAUCGUACUGAAUUGACACUGUUAGCCAAAUGCUAACCACACAAAAAAUGUUUUGAAUGUACCACAGAGAAAACUGACUAAAUGUUUACGUAUUGAGAUUAUUAAGAGAUUGUGGUUUGUCAGCUAACCAGCUAGCUAGAUAGCUUCUACUAGCUAAACUACUAGCAUCAUCACAUUCAAAGUGCUAACUCAAUUUGGUUCCACUUCAGUGUGAAAGGUCACGAGUGUAUUUAAUGACUGUUGUUGUACAUGUCUUCCUAAACUUGAUUAUUUUUGUUUAAGUUAUAUUUUCAGAUGUGUAAAGUUCGGACACACUGAGCUUUAGUGUCCUGUUGUUUAUGUUUUUUAUGUUCUUUUUGUACUUUUUGUAAAUUGAAACAAUAACUUGAAAAGUUCCUUAAACUGCUGCUGAUUGAAAGUCUGAUUAAUGAAGACGUUUUUUCUGUAAAGCUUCAGUUACUCGUAUUCAAGUGUUACCUGAUGUUUCAUGUUGUCAGAGUUUAUUUUGUUUGAAACGAUAAGAUGUUUGGUCUGAUAAUAAAAGAUUCAUUUUUAGUCAAGAAGUGGUAUUUAUUAAAGAUGUGUUGUAAGUAAAACAAA
Molecule: messenger RNA, 3214 nt
Organism: Labrus mixtus (cuckoo wrasse)
Lineage: Eukaryota; Metazoa; Chordata; Actinopteri; Labriformes; Labridae
Product: phosphatidylcholine:ceramide cholinephosphotransferase 2-like
Exons: 7
Coding region: 449-1594 (381 amino acids)
Biological process (GO): sphingomyelin biosynthetic process; ceramide biosynthetic process
Cellular component (GO): Golgi membrane; endoplasmic reticulum membrane
Molecular function (GO): sphingomyelin synthase activity; ceramide cholinephosphotransferase activity
Source: RefSeq, a predicted model, not a curated record